This is a messenger RNA of Dothidotthia symphoricarpi CBS 119687, 1926 nucleotides long. Its product is annotated as Clavaminate synthase-like protein. The record is from RefSeq and is a predicted model, not a curated record. Lineage: Eukaryota; Fungi; Ascomycota; Dothideomycetes; Pleosporales; Dothidotthiaceae. Gene Ontology annotation, molecular function: oxidoreductase activity. Bases 246 to 1787 code for a protein of 513 amino acids. Gene Ontology annotation, biological process: carnitine biosynthetic process. Gene Ontology annotation, cellular component: mitochondrion. The transcript has a single exon.
UGCGCAAGCGUGAUCGCUAGGUUGGUUACCUGGCUGGCCCCAACUAACUGCCGCCCGACGUAAAAUGAAGAGGGAGAUGUCCGGAGAAAUAGAGUCGUCCGCGCGAGAGUGAAUGCCUCGGGGCUCGGGCCAAUGCUGUCCCUCGCAGGUUGUCGGCUUUUGAAAAGGAAGCUGGACCCCGCGACCAGGAAAAGGUGCCUGCGACUGACUACUGGUGCAAAGAGCUGCCCAUUUCCCAUUCGACCAUGUCCCUGAACGCCAACAUCAACAACAUCACCGCCAGACUGCCCCUGCGCACCGCCUCGUCCUGUGCUGUGCGCCCCCGCUCCCACACCCACGCUCACGCUCACGCAUCCAGGACGCAGCGCCGCGCUUUCUUCCUCAAGUCGUUUUGGAGCAGGGCGCCCCGCGCCGCUGAGCACGCAGAAUGGAACUGGAACCCCGCCAUCAGCGGCCCGUUCCGGCAGACGAAGCAGCAGCUCAAGGAGCAGGAAGAGCAGGAGCAGAAACAGCGCGCAGAGCAGGAGAGUCUGGCUGAAGCGGCGGAGCAAGUUGGCGCCUUGGACGGCGAGCCCGCGCAGCACGUUGCGCUUGAAAUCGACGGGCGGCUCAGGACGUUCGACACGGCGUUCCUGCGCGACAGCUGCGCGUGUCCGCUAUGCAGGGACCCCCACAGCAAGCAGAAGCUGUUCCAGACGUCGGACAUUCCGGAACAUCUCGAGGGGAGCGGCAGGGCGGUAGUUGACGAAGAGAAGGGGCCAAUGGUGGAAUUCACGUGGAAGAAUGACAUCGAGGGAUAUGGGCCAGAGCACCACACACGACACUCGAUCGACUGGCUGCGGCGCGCGCUGACCAUGGAAGUCGACCUGCGAGGCGGCGUGCGCCACGACGAGCGCGUGCUGUGGAACAGAGACCGCAUCACGCGCGACAACAAAUGGGUCGACUACAAGUCCUACAUGACGCAGGACGACGUGCUCUUCGACGCCCUCUCCCACCUCAACAACUACGGCCUGCUGUUCGUCAAGAACGUGCCCGACUCCGAGACCUCCGUCGUCGACCUCGCCUCGCGCAUCGGCACGCUCAAAGACACCUUCUACGGCCGCACCUGGGACGUUCGAUCAAAACCCCAGGCCGAAAACAUCGCCUACACGCCGCACUUCCUCGGCCUGCACAUGGACCUGCUCUACACCUCCAACCCCCCGCACCUCCAACUCCUACACUCGCUCCGCGCACGCACCCCCGGCGGCGCCUCUUUCUUCAGCGACUCCUUCCACGCCGCACACCAGCUCCUCCGCCACUCAGCCUCGCACUUCCGCGCCCUCGCCACCUUCCCAGUCACAUACCACUACCACCACAAAACCCACCACUACCACUUCACCCGCCCCGUCCUCGAACUCUCCCCCUACCCCAAAUACGCCGACCCCGGCUCUCCCGCUAUAAAACGCGUCAACUGGUCGCCCCCCUUCCAGGCCCCCUUCGAAUCCCGCAUUGGGUCGAAUUCUUCCACCGCGCUGCGCUCGUUUAUCGCCGCGUCGCAUGCGUAUGAGAAGGUGCUGGCUGCGCCGGAGAAUCUGUUUGAGUAUCGGCUUGAGGAGGGGGAGUGCGUGCUUUUUGAUAAUAGGCGCGUGCUGCAUGCGAGACGGGCGUUUGAUGCAAGCAAAGGGGAGAGGUGGCUGAAGGGCGCGUAUGUGGAUGAUGAUGUGUUUUUUAGUAGGUUGAGGGUUCUGGAGGAGGGGGUGAGGGGGCAGUGGGUUGCUGAGGGGACGGUGAGAUGUGCUGUUCCUUAGGGAGAUGCGUGGGGUUGGUGGUUGCAUAGCGUUUUUUUGUUUGUCUCGAUGGAUGGGUAGGAGGUGAUGGUCUAGCAUUUAUAGCGUCCUUGGUACAGAACAGCAUUAUCAUUUUGAUCAACUUUCAGCGCAUUCAGCC